Messenger RNA from Spinacia oleracea (spinach), 1625 nucleotides. RefSeq lists its product as uncharacterized. The transcript has 8 exons. The record is from RefSeq and is a predicted model, not a curated record. Lineage: Eukaryota; Viridiplantae; Streptophyta; Magnoliopsida; Caryophyllales; Amaranthaceae. Bases 1 to 1161 code for a protein of 386 amino acids.
AUGAAAAUCACCGACUGGGAUUCUUUGGCUCUUGCUUUCUAUGUGAAAUACUUCCCACCUGAGAAGACGACUCGUCUAAGGGGAGAGAUAAUUUCCAUUACCCAACGAGCAGACGAGAGUUUGUUUGAAGUCUGGGAAAGGUUCAAGGAUCUGCAGAGAGAGUGCCCACACCAUGGUAUUGAUGACUGGUUCUUGAUCCAACAAUUUUACAACGGUCUGGGUAACGAGUCUAGAAUCAUUCUAGAUUCUGCUGCUAGUGGGAGAUUUAUGCAACUGGAGGGUGCGGGUCAACAAAAAGCUGGGAACACGAGUUUUUUGAAUGCAAUUAUGCAGUACUUCACUCGCAUUGUUCUCUUUUUCAAGGGCUUCUAUCACUCAAACACGAGGUAUCAAGUCAUGAAUGAAAUUGCAUGCGGUAAUUAUGUGUGUUGUGAAGGCUUUGAAAGUAGUGUUGACUUGAACACAUGUUUGGGUCCCCGAACAACUCGUAGACAUUACUGUUACUCCUCUGCUCUUCCUUCUAUUUACAAGAACGGCGAAGGAUGUGGUGCUUGUUUUCAGGUAAGGUGCAAGAACAGUGAUGUAUGCAGUCUAAAAGGGACAAGGAUAGUAGUGACUGAUAUCCAUACUGAUAAGAACAACAUCACAGACUUUGUGCUAAGUAGCAGUUUCCGAUUUAUAGCGCAAUUGGGUGAGAAAGAGAAGGCAGUGGUGGAAGAGAUGCUGAAUGAGGCGAAGAAGUACUUGCUGAAAAACAACGACAUCAACAAUGCUCGUCAGAUUACUGCAAUGGUCGUCGGCGCUAUAAGAAGAAGUUUCGGUCAAAGAAUGAGGAAGUACAAAGAGCACAACUGGAUAGGGAGUUUCAUGGCGAGGCUUCCAGAGUUCAUUAAUGGAGGCGACGGAGCCGUGUUUGCGCACAAGGGCUCUAAGGGAGCCGUGAUUUAUGGACUCGAGCAAGAUGCAUCACCUCGUCCUCUUCCAUGGAUACUAGCCUGGUCCAAGCCCGAUACCCCUGGUCAACCUAACAGGGUGUAUGUGGAGGGUGGGACACUAGAGAGGAUCCUUAGAAAGGGUUGGAAUGAAAUUGAAGAGGAUCUUGAUAAGUCUGGAACCUACAGUCAAAACUAUGACAUGAGUCGUUGCUACAACUCUUGCUGAAACGCAAGUCCAAUCCAAUGAGAGAGGCAUGGAAGACCGCACUGCUCUGGAACGACAAACUGGACAUCUUGAAUGCUUCAUACUAUUAUAUUGUGAGUCUACUGACCAACACAACUGUUGGUGCAAAAUUGAGCCACAGCUUCUCGAGUAAUGAGAAUACACUCAACAUUGGUACCCAACAUGCGUUGGACCCAUUGACUUCAGUUAAGGCUCGUGUUAACAACCUAAUGCAUAUUUUUAGAAAAUUCAGAUUGUUUAUAAGUUGAAAUUCUAUUUUAUUGUGACUGGAAUACUGGUUAGUACUUAGUAGUUUGUGGUAUCGCAUCGUCGAGUCAUUAUUGUUCAGAUGUUCUAUUUGAAGUAUUACAUUACCUAGUACCCAUGCCAAUUGUUGUUCUCUUGGUAAUUUCUGUAACUUUGUUCAUUCUGGAAUUUUGUUUAAAUUGAAUAUCACUAUGUGUGGA